Messenger RNA from Protobothrops mucrosquamatus (brown spotted pit viper), 789 nucleotides. RefSeq names its product probable E3 ubiquitin-protein ligase MID2. NCBI's taxonomy places the organism in Eukaryota, Metazoa, Chordata, Lepidosauria, Squamata, Viperidae. The annotation marks the transcript as partial. The record is from RefSeq and is a predicted model, not a curated record. The transcript has 2 exons. Gene Ontology annotation, molecular function: zinc ion binding.
ACUGAAGCCAGAUUGUUUUAACUAAAGAUGGAAACACUGGAGUCGGAAUUGACUUGUCCAAUUUGCUUAGAGUUGUUCGAGGACCCCCUCCUUCUGCCGUGCGCUCACAGCCUCUGCUUUAGCUGUGCCCACCGCAUCUUGGUCUCCAGCUGCUCCUCUGGCGAGAACCUUGAGCCCAUCGCUGCCUUCCAGUGCCCCACUUGCCGACAUGUCAUCUCCCUUAACCAUCGGGGCCUAGAAGGCCUUAAGCGCAAUGUGACCUUGCAGAAUAUCAUCGACCGAUUCCAAAAGGCCUCUCUGAGUGGGCCCAGUUCCCCCAGUGAGAACUACCGUGAGAGAACCUAUCGCCACAGCCCGACCAUGUCGACAGUGGUGGACCGGAUAGCUUGCCAGUUCUGCGAGCAGGACCCUCCCCGCGACGCCGUCAAGACCUGCAUUACUUGCGAGGUGUCCUACUGUGACCGCUGCCUGCGGGCCACCCACCCCAAUAAGAAGCCAUUCACCAGCCACCGGUUGGUGGAGCCUGUGCCGGACACUCACUUCCGGGGGCUGAUGUGCCUUGAGCACGAGAAUGAGAAAGUGAACAUGUACUGUGUGGCUGAUGACCAGCUCAUCUGUGCCUUAUGCAAACUGGUGGGGCGGCAUCGGGAUCACCAAGUGGCGUCCCUGAGUGACCGGUUUGAGAAACUGAAGCAAACUUUGGAGAUGAACCUCACCAACUUGGUGAAACGCAAUAGUGAGCUAGAAAACCAGAUGGCCAAACUGAUACAGAUCUGUCAGCAGGUGGAG